CUGUGAGUCCUGAUCCACAUCCUAGCUCAGACUGCGACUGGAGAGAGCCGCUGGCAGGAGGUAUUUUAGGAGCAUCACUUCCGCUGAGCGUAUGUUGGACUCAAGUAUUCUACUGUAGCUACUAAAAACAACUACCACAGCAACAAAAGAAAGGACAACAAAAUGGGACGUUCCGCAAUUCCAAUGUUUCUGGCUAUGCUGUCCUUUUGCGUGUGCGGAAGCGUCGAGGGCCUGGCCAUCAGCGAGGUGAACGGGCCUGGUCCCCAGGUGGCAGAACCGCAGAUUGCGAUGUUCUGUGGCCGUCAGCUCUUGCACAUGAACCCGCAGACGGGCCAGUGGGAGCCAGAUCCUCAAGGCCGCAAGGACUGCUUUAAAGAUCCGACAGAAAUUCUGUCUUAUUGUCAGGAGAUGUACCCAGCGCUAUCCAUGUCCCACGUGGAGGAGGCCAAAAGUCCCGUCAACAUCCCUUACUGGUGUAAGAAAGGCUGGAGCCACUGUCAGGCCCGCCCCUUCAUAGUGGUGCCCUAUCGCUGCCUAGAAGGUGAAUAUGUGAGCGAGGCCCUGCUGGUUCCAGACCGAUGUCGUUUCCUCCACCAGGAGCAGAUGGAUGCCUGUGAGAGUUAUGUGUACUGGCACAACAUUGCAAAGGAGGCGUGCACUGCAGACAAUCUGGAGCUCCAUAGCUAUGGAAUGCUUUUGCCUUGUGGAGAAAAUUUCCGUGGCGUGGAGUACGUGUGCUGUCCUGGUAGAAGCAGUUCCAGCAGCAAAGCAGACUUGGAGGAGAGAGAACUCCUUACUGGACACCAGACUUCCCAGAAUGGCGGAACACUCAAUUCCCUCAUCAAGGUGACAACACCCACCCCCAGUCCGUCCCCCGACUCAGAUUUGUACGAGACAGACAUGGAGGACGAGGACGAUGAGGUGGUGGAGGAAGAUGACGAAGAGGAAGAAGAGGAUGAGGACGAGGUUGAUGAUGAGCCGGUGGAGGUGGAGGAUGAGGAGGAGCAGAUAGCUGUGAGAAACCCAGAGAAAUAUGAAUACCCAAUUGACUCUGGUCCUUACCAGACCUCGGAUUAUGUGGACUCGUCCUACGAGAAAAGCUACAAGCCAACAACAUCGGCACCUCUGAAAGGAGACGGCGUGACUACACCACGUCCCACAGAUGGCGUCGAUGUCUAUUUCGAAAGGCCAAUCGAUGACACCGAGCAUGCCAACUUCCUGCGAGCCAAAACAGACCUGGAGGAGAGGCGAAUGAAGCGCAUCAAUGAGAUCAUGAAGGAGUGGGCAGAGGCAGACAACGAGUCAAAGAAUCUGCCUAAAUCAGAACAACAAGCUCUUAACGAGCACUUCCAGUCGGUGCUGCAGACUCUGGAGGAACAAGUGGCUGGCGAGAGACAGAGACUGGUAGAGACUCACCUAGCCAGAGUGGAGUCCAUUCUCAACAACAGCCGCCGCCUGGCCCUGGAGAACUACCUGACCGCAGUACAGUCUGACGAGCCGCAGCCCGAGCGCGUGCUGCAGGCUCUGAAGCGAUACAUGGCCGCAGAGCAGAAGGACCGCAGACACACGCUCAGGCACUACCAGCACAUCGUGGCCGUCGACCCGCAGAAAGCUGAACAGAUGAAAUUCCAGGUGUACACUCACCUGCAUGUGAUCGAGGAGAGGAUGAACCAGAGUCUGGCGCUGCUCUACAAGGAUCCCAUCUUGGCCGAGGAGCUGCAUGAGGAUAUCCAGGAGCUGGUCCGUGCAGAGCGGGGAGACAUCAGCGAGCUCAUGACCACCUCCUUCUCGGAGACCCACACCACCGAGGAGCUUCUGCCUGCUGAGAGCGAGGAGGAGAAGGAUGACGAAGAGGAAGAGGAACGAGAAUUCCAGAACAGGCCUUACCCUCCUCGCGUUGAACUGCAGUCCAAUAAAAAAGCAGAUGAAUACGACUACACCGCUUCUGAGAGAGGUCCUACUUACGAAUACGAGGAGAAGGUAAAGAUCAACACCUCUGUGGACCUCAAGCAGGUCGUCUACAAGCCUGACGAGAUAGAGAGAGAUGAACUGCAACCGGACGCCUUGGAGACGUUUAACCGCGGCGCCAUGGUGGGCUUGCUGGUGGUGGCGGUGGCCAUCGCCAUGGUGAUGGUGAUCAGCCUGUUGCUAGUGCGCAGGAAGCCGUACGGCACCAUCAGUCACGGCAUCGUGGAGCAGGUCGACCCCAUGUUGACCCCUGAAGAACGACAGCUCACCAAAAUGCAAAACCACGGCUACGAAAACCCUACUUACAAAUUCUUCGAGCAGAUGAACUGAAGGGGGUUGCAUCUCGUCAUCACGGCGAUGGUGCGCCAACGUCUCCAACCGCCUGUGAUGGAUCUACAACAUUGAGAAAAUAUCAAUCAUCUGGAUAAGCUCGCUCUUUCCCCCCCCCCCCCCCCCCCCAUAAAAUGUUAUGACCGGCAGUCGCCAUUAGCAAAAUGUGAAUAGUAGAUGAACAAUCUCAUCUUCAUUAGAUUAGAUCCUGCUGUAGUGUAGAAAAUACUCCCAUCCAAGCUGAAUGGUGCGUAAUGCUUUAUAAUAUUUAUUUUUACACUUAGAUAAUCAUGUGUAGGCGGCCUGUUUGUCCUCAUUUGAACACCAAACGACUAAGAAUAAAAUACAACAUUUCACUCUACAAAAUGACAAAAAGAACCUACCCUUAAUAGUUGCCGUGAAAAAAUUGGUUAACACACCAGAUAUUCCAUCUAGCUUACAGUAGGGAAGGGAUUCAUAUGGCCCCAUCCCUGGGUGGAAGAGGGGAGGGUUAAUCAUUUUGCAAUGCAGUCUGCUGAAAACGAUGGAAAGCACCAGUCUGUAUAGCAACUGACGCUGCGGUCAAAGUUGGAAUUGCACACAAAACACAUUUUAAGAUUAUUCAACACUCUACUGCCAUCUGAUGCUGAAGUUUUGUCACGUUUCAUGUGUCAGGUAAAGCACGACGAAUGGGGCCGAAUGAAUCCCCUUCCUAGUGUAGUUCCGUUGAUUUGUACCGCUAGAAGCUGCAAGAAGCUACUUUUACGUAAAAGCAUGACGAGUCGCUGUAUGAAGCCGCUGUAAUUCUUUGCGUCGUUCCCGUCACGUCGACACUGUAAAUAACGUGGGAAGUACAUCCUCCUCGUCGUUGGUGUGUAACAGAGUUUAGCCCAUCCACCUCCUUUAGUAGUUCAUUGUGCUGUAACGAGAAGGAGAAACAUUUUCCUUACAUGGCUGAUUGAAAACGGACUGUUGUUAAAAAAAAAAAAAAAUGUAAUAAAAGAAAAAAAAAACAGCACAAGACGACACGGUAACUUCUUUCUGAAUGUAUUUAAGGUAGAUGUUGAGAUUCCAUUUCUUUCUUUCUUUAUUAUUUAUGUCGUUUCCCCGAGUAAUGAGGCCAGGUGAGGUCAUCCCAAAGGAGGUGUAAAAUACUGUAGAGUGCAGAAUAUUUGUGUCAGUGUGUGUAUUCAAGCCUAAAACAGUACACUUAGAUUUAAAUGGUGAUAGUUUAACUUUAAGUAUUGCCAUCUUUGGACUGAACAACACAGCAUUAGCACUCUAUAGACGCUUUAAUACCUUUUCCUCUUGUUAGCCGCCUGCGUCGUUUUAUUAUAAAAGACACUUCUUGAGUAGUUUGAAGAAAGCAGGAUGUAAAAAUAAUGCAUCUUUUUUUUUUGUGUGCAAAAACACUGUACGUUGGAGUUUGUGUUUUGAGAGGCGGGCUAUGGUUGUGUGACACUGGGUCACAGCUUUUGUAUAAUUUGUACAGCUAUGUUAGUGAAUGACAGUGAAGUACUUGCCAUGAUACUACCACUGAAAUCAUAGAUGAGAAUAAGCUUGCCUGUUUAUGGUUUUUAUUUGUAUCGCAAAAACACUGAGGGUCCCCGACUAUAAGACGGAGUGUUAGGGCCACACUAAAAAGAGCAAAGUAGUGCAAUAAAAUUUGUAUUUCAUUUAAUAGGACGUCUUUACUCUCGCAAAAAACAUUUUCUUAGAAAAAGGUUGAAUUUUUCACAACAAAAAUAGGGUUGUACUGUUACUACAAAAAAGUUGUAUUCAUUAAAGAACAUAUUAAAAUUAUUAGUACUGUCAAACGAUUACAUUUUUAAAUCAGAUUAAUGGUGAUUUUUCCAAUAAAUGUAUUGCUAAAUUGGAAUUAACUUUCAAUACUAAUACAUUGGGAAAAAAGUUACAAGAAAAAGUGGUGAAUGUAAAAAUUCCCACACGCACUUAAACACAACAUUCUGAAUUACUCUCUCUCUAGCAACCUGCCAUAUAUUUUUUGACUGAUUAUUUGUUAAAAAAAAAGCUGGCAUUUUAUUUUAUUUUAUUAUCAUUGCUAUGAAAAAUCCAUCCAUCCAUCCAUUUCCUACCGCUUUGUUUAAAUCAAAUUAAUCACACAUUUGUAUUUUGAUUAAUCGAAGAAAAUUACUUGCGUGCUAAAUUUAAAUUACUAUCACAUAAAUGCAUAAUUGUCAGAAUGUUAUACAGGAAGAUUGUUGAAAUGUUUUACUCACAGGCGAAACUCAAAAUAUUUGAAUAUAUAUGUUUGUUUAUUUCAACAGUAUAAUAUAUGACAUAGCAUCAUAACAUCCAACUCAAGAUAUUGUAUGUGUUUGUUUGAUACAAUUUUGAUGAUUAUGGCUUACAGCUUAUGAAAACCUUGAAUUGCACAUUUCAGAAAAUGGGGAGGUUUUCCAAAACUGCAGCCAUGAUCAUCAAAGUUAUAACAAAUAAAAGCUUGACAUAUGUCACUUUGCAUGUAAUGAGUUCAUAUCAUGUAUUAGUUUCAGUUGAAUUGUUGACAGGAAUUAACUUUUGCACAAUAUUAAAACAAUUAUAAUAAUUUUACCUGUAAAUGCACUAUAUUUGUUUGUUUCAAACAAAGUUGCAUUUUUUUUGGUACCUAAACGCAACAUUCUAAAUUACUGUACUCGCUGUCCCCUCAAGCAACCUGCCAUGCAUGUUUUAUCUAAUGGUAGUGAAUAUUUGUUUAAAAAAUAUUUUAUUACAUUAUAUUUUGAAUAGUGCUGUGAAACAAUUACUUUUUAUUUUUUUAUAUCAGAUUAAUCAGACAUUUGCCUUUUGAUUAAUCAUGAUUAAUUGCAGUAAAUUACUUUAAAUUAGUGCUAAGUUUAAAUGAACCCCAAUUUUUGUUUACAAAAGCAAUUUUAUUUUCAGAAUGUCAUAGAGGAACAUUUUGAAAGUGUUUUACUUGAAUGCACAUCAUUUAUUUGUUCAAAACUUGAUAACAGUUUUAUUUUCGGUACCGUUGGCGUUUAUUUUGAAGUGAAAUUUGCACCUAUGUAUGCAUUGAUUGACGUGAACACUGAUCACCAUCCAUUGUUAAGACAGGUAAAGUGUGGACGAAAUAAAUUGUGUGAUUAAUCUGCAUUCAUACAUGAUUAAUGAGAUAAUUAAAAACAUGAGUAAACGUGUUAACUUUGACAGCCCUAAUUAUAAAGAUAUUAUUAUUUCAUAUUUGUAAUAUUCAGAAUGUGUCUGAUUCCCUUUGGAUUUAUGCUUGAAAAAUACUACAAUUUCAUACAAGUCUGAUUUUUUGGGGGGGAGAAAAAAAUAAAACUUUUUAUUCUCCAAGUAAUGACUUAAUUCUAGUACUAUUUUAUUCUUGCUGUGUCCCUAACACUCCUUCAUUCCCUACCAGCAUUUAGCAGAUGUAGAAAGGUAUAUAACACUGUAGUAUUCACAUUUAUACGUAAGUUCAAUUCUUCAUCAGUCUGUCCAUUAUUUAAAAAAACAACACCCUAUGGAAUUAUAACAAAAAAAAUAGAGAUUUGAAUUGCUGCAUUAUUGCCUUUUACAAUGCUGUGUUUUGGAUGUAAUUAUAUUGUAUUUUUUAUUUAUACUGUACGUAAUAAUCAGUUGGAUCAAGGGUCAUAUGCUUUUCACGUGUAACUUUAGGAGCUUGUAUAGUACAACAAUGACAUGUUUAAUAGAAAUGUGAACUCUGGUCAAGUGUAUAUACGACCACUUGGCAGCGUCUGGCAUUAAGCACAAUACAAGCAAAUGACUGUGUGAGCUAGGGAUGGGCUUUCACCAAUAAUCAAUAAUUAUUUUUUUAAAUACAUGUUUAAUGGAAUGGGAGGAUGUCUCUAUGAAUGUUCUGAACUCCUGUGUUGACUGAGCAGAAGAAUGUUGUGAGAAUGUAGCUCAACUUCCCAUAGUUGACGUAAACAGUGCAGACCGGAUCAACAGUGCCUCUGCUGGUCACAGUCAUGUACUACAUCACCUUUUGCCUCAAUUGCUUCAAGACACAAUCAAUGAUUAAGCAAUCUUUAUCUUGCCCCUCCCUAGCUUGCACAGAUUUUAAAAUAUAAGACACUGGUUGUGUACCACCUCUGAUAGUAGUAGAUUUUUGUUUUUCCAUCUGGGCAAUUACCAAACACCAUGUACCAAAAAGAAGUUGAUAAUCUAAUUGGAGAAGAGUUGUUCUCUGUUGUGUAAAUGUACUUGCAAGCAAUCUGAGGCUGUAAAACCCACCACGCUAAUUGAUAGUAUAAUAAAAAAAAUGAUUGACCCAUAAA
This is a messenger RNA of Nerophis lumbriciformis (worm pipefish), 6545 nucleotides long. It is a transcript of the gene aplp1, whose product is annotated as amyloid beta (A4) precursor-like protein 1. The record is from RefSeq and is a predicted model, not a curated record. Gene Ontology annotation, molecular function: heparin binding; alpha-2C adrenergic receptor binding; alpha-2B adrenergic receptor binding. Gene Ontology annotation, cellular component: plasma membrane; Golgi apparatus. Lineage: Eukaryota; Metazoa; Chordata; Actinopteri; Syngnathiformes; Syngnathidae. Gene Ontology annotation, biological process: axonogenesis; central nervous system development.